Messenger RNA from Diaporthe amygdali, 999 nucleotides. RefSeq lists its product as uncharacterized. Gene Ontology annotation, molecular function: protein-disulfide reductase activity. Gene Ontology annotation, cellular component: mitochondrial intermembrane space. Lineage: Eukaryota; Fungi; Ascomycota; Sordariomycetes; Diaporthales; Diaporthaceae. The transcript has 3 exons. Bases 1 to 999 code for a protein of 332 amino acids. Gene Ontology annotation, biological process: protein import into mitochondrial intermembrane space. The record is from RefSeq and is a predicted model, not a curated record.
AUGUUCCGCGCAGCAGUACGGUCCACGCCUCGAGCGUUGCGACAGCCAUCCACCAUCACAUCCGCCGGCCGAAGAUUCACAAGCACAGCUCCUGCAGACAAGAGGUAUACAUGGAAGGGCACCGCGGCAAGAUGGGGCCUGGCACUAGGCGCCCUGUACUGGUACAACACAAGCCCUAUGUUCGCAGACGAGCUCCCCUCUCGCCUCGAGAAUGAGCCUCCUCAAUUCGCCGAGUCAGACCUCCAGACCGUGGACGCGAUCGUCGACGAGAAGCGAAAACAACUAGAUGCGAAACACAAGGCCAGGGAUGCGCAAGCGGCCAAGCAGGCCGUGGCAGCAAACAGCGCGACACCACAACAGACCCCACCCGCCGAGCAACCCGUCGUCGCCUCGCCCGAGGAUGCCGAGAAGUCACCAGAGCAGCUUGAGGAGGAGGCUGGCCAGCAGGGCGCAUUCAACCCGGAGACGGGCGAGAUCAACUUCGACUGCCCUUGCCUGGGCGGCAUGGCGCAUGGCCCCUGCGGAGAGGAGUUCAAGGCCGCCUUCAGCUGCUUCGUGUACUCGGAGGAGGAGCCAAAGGGCAUCGAGUGCAUUGAUAAGUUCCAGCACAUGCAAGACUGCUUCCGUAAGUACCCCGACGUCUACGGCGCCGAGAUAGCAGACGAGGAGGCCGCCGAGCGCGAGGCCGAGGAACUCUCCCUUGACACGCCCGAUCCCGUCCCAGCUGCGCCCAAGACGGAGCGCAACAUGGCGGCAACCCCGCGUCACACCGAGGAGAAGCCCGCCGCACCAGCGCCCAAGGCCGAGGCAUCUCCCCAUGACAUCCCCGAAGUCAAUCCUGCCGACGCGACCAAGAGCAGCCCAUCGCCUGUUGCCAAGGUCCUCGGCCAGGACAAGAAGGAGGACACAGAGGCCGCAGUGGGGCCUAUCAGCGAGGAGCGUGGUGUGCCGGAGAAGGCCUUCGACGCGACGGGGGCCAACAACACACAAUCAAAGUAA